Vespa velutina is the source of this 1119-nucleotide messenger RNA. RefSeq lists its product as uncharacterized. NCBI's taxonomy places the organism in Eukaryota, Metazoa, Arthropoda, Insecta, Hymenoptera, Vespidae. The transcript has 8 exons. Gene Ontology annotation, cellular component: plasma membrane. The record is from RefSeq and is a predicted model, not a curated record. Gene Ontology annotation, molecular function: odorant binding; olfactory receptor activity. Bases 135 to 1058 code for a protein of 307 amino acids. Gene Ontology annotation, biological process: detection of chemical stimulus involved in sensory perception of smell; sensory perception of smell.
UUGACAACGAGUAUUAUACUUACAAUCGUCGAUUUUUUCGUUUAAUUGGAUUUUGGCAACGUCAGACGUCAUAUAAGAAUAAAAUUUAUAUUUUUUUCAUUAAUUUUAUCCUAUUAUUAGGAUCAUUCGAACAGAUGAAGAAAAUACUUUGUCGUAUUAAGUACGACUGGGAUGUCCUUACAAACAAAUCAGAAAUCUUGAUAUUGAAGAAGUAUGCUGAAAUUAGUAGACUUUGUACUAUAAUAAUAGCAAUCUGGUUUUAUCUUUAUAUUACAUUUUUAAUAUUUCCAUCAUUUUUAACUGUGUUUCAAUACGUUUUUGGUAUUAUAAGUGAAACGGAAUUAUUAUUACCAAUUCAUGCUGAUUACUUCCUGAAAAACUUAAUGAUUUACUUCACUACGCUUACACUCGAAUACAUAAUUAUAUUAAUAGCGUGCACUGUAGGGAUUGCUAAUUAUUCCAUGUUUAUAGCAGUUAUACAGCAUGCUUGUGCACUUUUUUCCAUCGUUCAAUGGAGGGUUAAACAAAGAUUCGAAAAACGUUCACAUAAUUCUUAUUAUGUCAAUGUUGAAAGUGAAUUAUUAAAGGAAAAGGAAUGGAUAGUUACUGUCAUAGAAUUCUAUAAACACGCGAUCGAAUUUGUCGAUUUAUUAAAAUCUUUUUACGAACUCAUUCAUCUUUUCGAAGAAUUAUUGUGGUUUAUAUUUAUACUGGUUGAUUAUUUUUACCUAUUUCAGAUAUUUACUUGGACUCUUAAUUGGACCGAUAUAAUAUCAAAGCUUCUAUACAUUAUUGGUUCUUUAUUCGUAAUAUUCGUUUACUCCUACCUUUCACAACAAUUGAUAGACCACAACGUUAAUGUAUCUAUAAUAUUCUGCGAAAUUCCGUUUUAUUCGUUAUCAUUGAAAACACAAAAAUUGUUACCCCUUUUGAUAAUGAAAAGCAUGAGACAGUGCAGUUUAUCGCUGACGAGUGCGAUAGUGGUAUCCCAUGAUCUAUUGGCGACGUCAAUAAAGAAGUCAUUUUCUUUCGCUGCGGUAUUGUUUAAUCUGCAAUGAAUACAAUCGAAGAUAAUUUUAUAUAACAUUCGGUCAUUGUAUUGCGUUAUAGAAUGCGUUG